Molecule: messenger RNA, 8358 nt
Organism: Balaenoptera acutorostrata (minke whale)
Lineage: Eukaryota; Metazoa; Chordata; Mammalia; Artiodactyla; Balaenopteridae
Gene: TDRD5
Product: tudor domain containing 5
Exons: 19
Coding region: 149-3337 (1062 amino acids)
Biological process (GO): germ cell development; spermatogenesis
Source: RefSeq, a predicted model, not a curated record
CCGGCCCCAGGACUGGGGCGGAACCCAGGCUAGACUCCGGAGCUGCCAGGACCUUCCCGACUGUCCCACCUGCAGCGCGCCCUCAGGGCCGGAACGCGGCGCCGUGGGAGCACCGCGCAGGCCCUCCGGCACAGUCUUGUAGGGCACAAUGUCUGAACAAGAGCGUAUACAGGAAUGCCUGAGGAAGGAAAUAAGGUCACUUCUCAUUUCCACCAAAGAUGGUUUGACCCCACAGCAGUUGGAAAAGGAGUACCUUUUGAUGGUUGGCAACCAUUUACCACUCCGAAUCCUUGGGUAUCGGUCCACCAUGGAGCUGGUGUUGGAUAUGCCUGAUGUUGUCAGUGUCUGCCCCUGUGGGGACGGUACUGUAAUACUGAAAGCCAUUCCAGAUGAAUCCACCAAAGGAAUAGCAAGUUUAGUUGCAAAACAGAGGGGCAACCAUAAGGUUCGAAACUCCGUGCAGAGGGGAAGGGCCAGUGUUUGCUCUGGGCCCAGCUCUCAACGGCAAGUACCUUACCGAGGAAGGGUGCCCCCUAUUCUUCCAGCUGUCGUGAAGAGUGAGUUGAAAGACCUCUUGGCGUUAUCUCCUGUUCUCCUUUCUGAUUUUGAAAACGCAUUUGCCAAGCGAUUUGGACGAUCAUUCCAGUAUGUGCAGUAUGGCUUCUUCUCUAUGUUUGAAGUGCUGAAUGCCGCUGCAGAUGUCAUUUCUGUAGAACAGACCAGAGCAGGUUCUUUGUUGAGGCUGAAGAAGAGCCUAUCCGAGGAAAAGCAGAGAGGAUGGCCAGCAGGUAAAAUUUUUACCCAGCCUUUUAGAAGGAAGCAACAAGGGUCAUAUCCCACAGUCUCCCCAGUAGCAAUGGCACGCUUUUCACAACCCACUUCAAACAGGGAACCACCGAAGCGAAUACUGGACGUGGAGAAUAUUUCUAGGUCAAAUGUGGUGGAGACUUCAAGGCUGAAUCACACUGAAAAAUUAAACCAGUUGGAGAAUACCUUCAAAUCAGUUAUUGCACAAACUGGACCUGGAGGGACUAUCAAUCCAGAGCUAAAACAUAAGAUAAAAUUUGUUGUAUCCAGGUUUCCAGAGGGUUUACUUAUUUCUAAACUUCUUGGAGAGUUUGAGGUAAUUUUUAAAGAGCAACUUUCACCCAAAAACCUGGGCUUCUUAAAUGCGACCGAGCUUGUUGGAGCUCUUAGUGACAUUCUCCAUGUUGAGUUCAGGGAAGGAGAACAAGACUUGGUGGUGUUUGAUGCUGAUAUGAAGCCUCUACCACCUGAUGGAGCUGUGUCAUCAGUCAGAAAUUCAUGUUUAGUUCAAUCAGAUAAGAAAAUAGAAGCCAAAGCUUGUGUGUCCAGUCCUCCUAGAAAUUCACUGUCUACUACUGUUAUCAAGGAGACUACACGGGAUUACCCUUCAAAAAACCACAAAGAGCCAGAACAGAAGAUUUGCAAGAAGCCUAAUCUGGUGGUAAAGCCUUUACAGCUGCAAGUAGAAAUUAAAUCACAGCUCAACUUGGCAAUGGCAAAUCAUGAUAUCCCACCUGAUGCUGUACGGGACAAGAAAUUAUGCAAACUACCCCCAUUAGGUACCAGUACCCUCGUGGGGGUCUUUGUGGAGUAUAUCAUCUCUCCUAGUCAAUUCUACAUCCGAAUCUAUAGCAGGGAUUCAUCAGAGUUACUUGAAGACAUGAUGAUUGAAAUGCGGCGCUGUUAUUCUAAUCAGCUGGUUUCUGAUCGAUAUGCCAUGCCAGAGUAUUUUAUCCAACCGGGACAUCUCUGCUGUGUAAGGAUUUCUGAGGAUAAGUGGUGGUAUCGGGUCAUUAUCCAUCGAAUUCUUGGGAAACAGGAAGUUGAAGUGUUCUAUCCAGACUUCGGAAAUAUUGGAACUGUUCAGAAGUCCUCCCUGAGGUUCCUCAAGUGCUGCUACACCAGGCUUCCAGCUCAGGCUAUCCCCUGUUCUUUGGCUUGGGUGAGACCAGUAGAGGAACAUUGGACAUCCAGAGCUAUUUUGCAGUUCCAGAAGUUGUGUGGUUUGAAGCCAUUAGUGGGGGUAGUGGAUGAAUAUGUAGAUGGAAUCCUUAACAUUUUUCUGUGUGAUACAUCCUCACAUGAAGACAUCUAUUUCCAUCAUGUCUUGAGAACAGAGGGCCAUGCUAUUGUAUGCCGAGAAAAUGUCCCUUCUAAGGGUUUCAGAGACUUCAACCCUUUAACUUUAUACACUAAGUCCAGUGCAGGGCCAGAGGACAUUGUCCUGACAGAACUGGGUUAUCCUUCCCAGCAGCACUAUUUUAAUGAAGAUCGAGAGAUAAGUCCACAAUCAAAAGAGAGAGAAUUAUAUACCCUGCGAGAUAUUAAUGAUGAAAAGGCUUUCAGUCACCUUAAGUCAGUCACCUCAAAGGAGCUGUUAAAGGAUUCUGAAUUCAGUUCUUUGAAAACCCAAGAGAAGAGCUGUGAAGACGAUCCAAAGUGUUCCUUCUCCGAGCUAAAAGAUCUGAAGGAGGAAGAUGAGGAUGAGAUUCCCACUGGAAUGCCAUGCCUGGAGUCAGUAACCAUAGGUGAUGAUAUAUGGGAUGAGAACUGGUUACCUUUGCAGGCUGGAAUGGGAGAAGGAAGUGAUGCUGCCUCCCACUUAUCUACCUCAAGCCUUGGUGGAAAGAAACCAUAUUCAUCAUGUAAAGAAAUGCCACAGAAGGAUUGGUGUUUUUCUACACCCAAAGAUAUAUGGGAUGAUUCAUGGCAGCCUUCAGGUCUUGUCAGUGGAAAGAAAGUAGAAGUUCAAAACCUAGAAGGGCUGGGUGCUCAAGAAAAAAAUACUGGCACAACCAGAAUUCAAAAGCAACCAGACUUAAAGAGUUCCUCAGAUUCUCCUGCGUUGCCCGAAUUGGAGGAGCUCUACAUCUCUCUUAUCCAGUCGCAGCAGUCAGCAGAAGGUGGCCAGUUUGAGCCUAGCAGCAUUGAGACUCGGCCAGAGCAAAUUCAGCUGUCCACAACAGCGCUCAACUCAACUCCUGCAGUGGUCGCUUCCCCACAAAAACACUCUGGUUCAGAUACAAAACCUUUGUCAGAUACAUCUGUUGCAAAUAUUUCAGUGGAAAGCUCUCCAGAGAGCCUAGAGAAUGAAGAUUUUUCUAGUAGCCAUGCUAUUACAGUGUUCAAAGAUAAGAGUCAGGGAGCCAUGGACCAGCUGUCUUUGAUUUUGUCUCCUGAGCACCAGAUUUCUCAGAAGCUCUACAUUCCUCGAAGCACAGCCACUGCUGCCUUAGGAGCUGCUGCGCGGCUAGCCACAUCCAGGAGCCUCCUGCACUGGUACCCCAGUGUGAAAAGGAUGGAAGCAUGAAAGAGCAGGGAGGAUAAAAUAAACUAGAUGCUUAGGGCAUGGUGACCUCCCAGGCCAAAAGAAGAAGGAGGUAUUGAGACAAAGUAGUAUUUUGAUGGUUGAUGCUUGUGUCUUUCUGUGUGACUCUUCGUUAGCUUUGUUAUGCUAACAGUCCGCUUUGUUGUGUAAGUAUUGAUGUUUAAUGUUAAUUUUCAUUUUUAUGGAUGUUUCUUUUUCUGUAUGGUUUUGUUCACCUUUGCUCAGUGUAGUAGUUUAAAGGAUUUUUUGUGUUUCUAUAAAUGUUUUUCUUGUAUAUAUCGUGACUGAUAAAUGUAAACUGAAAAACUAAUGUUUUGUGAUCCAUAUGCAGUAAGACAAAAAUUCUCACAUCCCUAUCGCCAGAAAAAGGAUGUCUGAAUUUUAAGGCUGCUUUUUCUCAUUUGAAAACUUCUAUAUCAUAGAGAGAAUCUAGGGCUCCAAUCUUUACCAUCAUUAUUUCUUUGAAAUACUAGGAUCAGUAAGAAAAUCCACACCAUGAAGCUUUGGUCAUGUGAACCCUUUUACAUUUAAAAAAAAUUAAGCUGUUUUUCAGCAUAGGCAAUUUCUUGAAGACUAACAACAAAAUUAUAGAGACCGAUUGUUGAAACUUAGCUGAGCCAUCUCUGUAAGUCAUCAUAGUUCCCUGGAGCCUUAAUGUAACAGUAGUUAAACAGUGGUAUUGUUUAAGCAUUUAUAUAACAUGAUGUUCUCUGAAGUCCAAUUUAUUAUGUGACAUUCUGUUUAGCUCAUAGUAUAAACCAUCAGGUGAAAAGACUGAAAGGUGAAAUUAAAGAAUGUGAGUGAUACAAAUUUCUUUGUGAUAAAAUACCAGACUUAUACCCAAAUGUAAAAAAUCCAAUACAGAAGCAUUUCUUAGUGGUAAAAUCAGAGAAAGAGGUGUGAAUUACUGGCAUGCUGCCUAUGACUAGGUUCUCACCCUUUAGCCCCUCUUCUAAGGCCUCCUGUUUUGGCAUUAAAUGGCAGAGCUGGCCCCUAGUUCCUUUCUCUCUUCCUACAAUAAGGAAUGUCUCCUCUUUCCUUCUCAGUUACUUAAUAAGCAAAAUGUCCACUGAGGAAGGGAGUGAGAUGAGAGUAAAUAUCAGAGUGCAUUUAAAUGUAGAGUAUUACUGGUUGAAACUUCUUUCUUAGAAUGAAGUGAUCAUGAAACAAAAUUUAACCCAAACUAUCUCUAACUACUGAGUGUUUUGGUUUAAAAACCUUAGAGAGGGCUUCCCUGGUGGCGCAGUGGUUAAGAAUCUGCCUGCCAAUGCAGGGGACACGGGUUCGAGCCCUGGUCUGGGAAGAUCCCACAUGCCGCGGAGCAACUAGGCCCGCGAGCCACAGCUACUGAGCCUGCGCGUCUGGAGCCUGUGCUCCCAACAAGAGAGGCCGCGAUAGUGAGAGAGGCCCGCGCACCGCGAUGAAGAGUGGCCCAUGAAGAGUGGCCCCCGCUUGACGCAACUAGAGAAAGCCCUCGCACAGAAACGAAGACCCAACACAGCCAAAAUAAAUAAAUAAAUAAAUUUAAAAAAAAAUAAAAAUAAAAACCUUAGAGAAAACAUGUUAAAUGCAGUAAAAUUUUAAAAUCCAGAUUUACCUUUAAUUCCAAUAUAUCUAUAAGAAUGGUGGUAUACUAAUUGACCAAAAAACUGUAGUCUGGAAACAUCAGUGAUAGUUGACCCAGAAAGAACAGGUUUCCCAUUUGGGUUUUUGUGAUUUUCCAUCAGACAUCUUUAUUGGAGAAGACAGUUGAAGAGUUAUAUGGAGGGUCAAUGAACAGUUAAAUAUCACAUGACAGUUAAAUUUCGUAUGUGAUACUCAACCGUGAUAUGAACUGGAAAAGCUGUUUUUCAUAUAAGUUUAGGUAAUUAUCCACAAUUUGUUUCUAAAGAAGAAAAUUCAUUUUGGAUGAUGCUUCUUAGAAUUCAUUCUUUAGAGAAGAAACCCAGAAUAUUGAGUUAUAUUCAUCACUUCUCCAGAUGGACAAUCAUUGGGUUUCCGGUAGGGUGAAUCUGGUAGAAGCAGUAUUUACAUAUUUAGUAGGUCAAACUGUAACCCUCUCUAUAACGGCACAAAACUACCAGCAAGACCUCUACCAACACUGGGUAACCUGACAGCAACUAAUUUCACACUUUGCCAGUUAGAUGGGGAUAAUGGAAUCACUGUGCUAAUAAGGCUCUUUCAGAAUCCUAUCCAUUUGCAAAUGGCCAGAUAGAGAAUCAUUUAGACAGACCCAUGUCAAACUAAUGAGUGUCAACACACUUUGACAGAAGCCUAUUUAGUAAUGAAUAGUUAAGAUCCUAUUUGAAUUAGCAGAGUGAAGAAUGAACCUUUGGAGGCUCGCACAUUUUGACUACUUGACUUUGACUAGGACAGCCAAUCUGCCAAUAUGUUUCCCUACCUUCUCCCAAAAGGUGCGCUUUGUUUGGUAGUUAACUGAAAUAGCUCAAAGCAGCAAACAAAUUUAAUAGAUCAUUUGAAAAUGAAUAAAUAGGUUUCUGUAUAUGGGCAGGAAUAGCAAUAAGAAAUGCUCAAAAGAUCAGGAGAUGCUCGUGGUUUAGGGUUAAUUAUAUUUUAUUGUCAAAAGAUGGGUUGAUAUCUACUAUACUUAGAACAGGCCCCCCCCAGGCCCCCCCCCAUAUUUUUGGUGUUAAGGAUCUAUUAGAAGUAGUGACGGUCCCCAAGAAAUGUUGACUGGGAAGUGGGGGCCUGAGGUGUGUGUUGAGGGAUUGGGGGUGAGAACACACAGGAGAAUCCUGGUUGUAAACUCCUUAGGGGUGGAAGAGAGAGUGGCUUUACUAUUAGCCACUCAGGUUUUAACUCCAGUGGCUUGUGCCAAUACCCCUCUCCCAUCCAAAAACACACCAUGGGAUAUCAAAAGAGGGCCAUUCCAGCUGAGUGAGCCAUGCCUUUUCCCUCUCACUCUCACACAUUUGAGAUGUCAGUUGUCCAUUUCAAGGUAUGGGGAUAACUAGAGACUUCUGCCUGCAGUCAGACUAUGUCUAACCUAAAGACUUAGAACUGUAGAAUUUUGGUGUAGAAGGGACCUCAGAUGAGGAAAUUUGAAACCUAGAAAGACUGACUUGCCUAUAGUAACACAGCUUAAAUUCCCAUUUCCGCUGACUCCUAGCUCCUCAGGGCCCUUUCCACAGGAAAAUAUUGCAACACCAUCUUGUGUCAUGUAAAUGAUUUGAUGCCAGAAGACACAGUUUGGGCAUAAGUCCAAAAGAAUGGUGGUUCUGAUAGAUAGCUGAGCAACCCCUGGUGUUGGUGGGGAGAGGGAUUGAUUUACAAAGAUCUCAUAUUUUUGAAUGUGGAUAGAUUAAAUAACAGUGGGCCAGUUAUACAGCUGAAGAAUCUGAAUCGGGGUGGGGGGGGCGGGAAUCUUCGGGGGUGAGAAACUAAAAUCUUACAAAGCAGUCCUUCUGAGGCUUCCUAUUAACAUUUAUACUAGGUAGCAAGGCCUUUCUAACAAACUUUUGGUAUCUUUUCAGAAUUAAAUUCAUUUUACUUAUGUAUAUACAGUGCCACAUUCAUAAUUUUCCAGGAGCCAUCACUAAGAUAUUUAAAAGAUUUCAUUUCUGAUAGCUCAUUCAGAUCUUGACGUUUUCCAAGAUGCCAACCAAGGCGCCUGUCAACUAGAUUUGUCCGUGUGCUUUGAACGCAGCCCUGUUCCUAACAGGUGUCAUUUGUCUCAUUUAGUCAGUCACCAGUUGGCCUAGUAAGUUCUUGGUGUCAUUAGCCUUUUGGAACCAGAAUACUUUAAACUCUGCCAUUCUUAACCACGUAGACAGAAAUUGUUUUAACUUCUCAGGCAAGGACUUCUCUAACUUUAGAACUAUCAUUGUGUGCCACUUUUCACAUGAAAUUGAGUGUUUGACAUACCCCAAAACUGAGUAGAGAAUUUAUUCAUAGCUAAAUUUUCUUGGUUAUAAGCAUAGAUUUCAGGAAAUGCUUUUAUCUUUCUGUGGUGUAAACUUUGUUUUAUAUUUCUGUUAAAUUUUUUUGAUGUUUUUUAGUUUAUGGAAAAAUGGUUAUAUAGGAAACAAUGUUUACUUGAUUAUUGCUUCUUGGUGCAAUUUAGAUAAAUAAUUUGAUGAGGAAACCAAAAUAUUACUCUAUUUCUGCCUUCUAAACUUAUGUUAUGGAACUAAUGGGAAGUUAUUGGGCUCAAAGAAUUACUAUUAGGCUAAUCUUUGGAGUUUGUAACAGCAUUUUGUUUGAUUUAUUUAAAUAUUUAUGAAGUUGGAAUUUGUUUUGUCAAAAAUGUCUAGGUGGUUUUUUUAUAGUUUUUGUUGUGAUAAUUCUGCAAGAACGAAAAUUUCACUUAAAUAUGUGACCCAAAGAGCUUAGUUGAGUAAAAUACAAAAUCUCCUUGUGUAGUUGUGAAAACAAAUAUUUGACAUUCUUCUUGACCAAAAUAUAUGUCUUCAUCUUCGGCAUGACCUCUUUAUUCUUCAAGUACUUUGGCCUUUGUAAACCUUUGCUGUAUUGUAAAUACUUUUAUUCCAUGAAAUUGGAGAUUCAUUCACACUGGAGCCUUUUCUUAAGUACCCGGCAGCCACACUUCAAAGACUUGUUUUCUUUCUCUCCUUCAUAGCAACGGAUCAAACCCUUCUAAGCCAUCUUCCAGUUUCUUAAAUUCUCUUUUGAGACUAUUCCACACAUGAAUUCCAAACCUAGUCCCAUCUUGCUGUGACUGUAAUUCAGUGCUCUUUCAGUCACUUCCUUGAUUUCCUGGUUCCACAUUCAGAGUCUGCUGCAGUAGCUCUUCUGCCUCGAGCAGAGUAUUUCCAGGUGGUUCUCAACACCAUUUAAGUGAUGUUUGGUACAAACUCUUCCUUAAUCUGUCAUUCCACAGGACCACAGGUGGAAACCAAAGACUGAGCUCAGUUCAUUUCUUACUACAACAAAUGACUCCUUGACAAAAGCCUCCUGUUACUACAGUGUUGUUACUCAUAUAUUCUGAUGAAAAAUCUCUUCUCAUACCAUGUAUAUGACAA